ACGUUGGAAGUGUUGACGUUUGUGACAAACUCAAUAAAUGGUGGUGUUGUGUUCCAUUCUAAUUGGGGAGGAUCAAUUCUAUUCCAGUUCUCUGGCAAGUUGUCCUCAAUUCCGAUCACCUUCAGAAAUUACCGAUAGACACCGUCCGCUCCUAUUUCAAUGAUCUAAUCCGCGACUCGGACCCAGCAAGUUUUGUAACGCUCUCGUUCUAUAUUUCGUUCUUUGACAGUUUAUGAAAAAAGUGUCAACAAUUACGAGAUAAGCGACUGGCAAGAUGAAAAUCAAAGAACUACAGAAGACUGUGAACGUCGCCUGGUCGCCGGUGCAGCAAUAUCCGAUUUACCUGGCGGCCGGCACAGCUGCGCAACAGCUGGACGCCUCCAAUGCAGUGCCGGUCCUCGAAGUUUACUCAGCGAAUUUGGUCGACGCCAGCUAUGACCUAGAACUGAAAGGAUCGCAACCCAGUCAAUACAGAUUCCAAAAAGUCGUCUGGAGCCCGGCCGGCAUCGGGGGAGCGCAUCAAAAUGGGCUCAUCGUCGGCGGCUGCGAAAGCGGACAUCUGCAGAUCUACAGCGCGGCCAAGCUUCUCGCCGGCGAGGAAGCUUUGGUUGCGCAUCAAGACAAACACAGUGGACCCAUUCGCGGGUUGGAUUUCAAUCCUUUCCAGCACUUCCUGCUUGCCUCCGUGGCAUCCGAGUCCGAGAUAUUCAUCUGGGAUUUGAACAAUACCUCGACCCCCAUGGCGCCUGGCACUAAAACCCAGCCCCUGGAAGAUGUCCAGAACGUUGCAUGGAACAAGCAGGUGCAGCACAUCUUGGCGUCAGUGUUCAGUACGCGAUGCGUCAUUUGGGAUCUUCGCAAAAAUGAGCAGAUCAUCAAAUUGAGCGACACGCAGUCGAGGGUGCGCUGGAGUUCAAUCCAGUGGCACCCGGACAUCGCUACACAGCUUUGGCUGGGCUCGGAAGACGAUCAGGCUCCUUACGUGCAGUUGUGGGAUUUGAGAUACGCAACAGCUCCGGCGAAAAUCCUUCAAAUCCAUCAGCGCGGAAUGUUGGGACUGACCUGGUGUCCGAAUGACUCCGAUCUGAUGGUUUCCUGUGGAAAGGACAAUAAGAUUUACUGUUGGAAUCCUAAUUCUGAUGUGGUUGGAGGCGAAAUUCUUUCGGAGAUCGCUACGACCGUGCAGUGGUAUUCCGACGUUCAGUGGUGCCCGCGAAAUCCUGCUUUGCUGGCCAGUUCCAGUUUAGACGGGAUGGUGUCGAUUUACUCAGUUUUCGGCGGAACACACCAACAAGUGCAGACAACGAACAAAAUCGCGGAUUCGUUCCCAGGCGUGGAUCACUUUUCACAGGCUCCUGUUCCGCAAGCCACUCAGGUUGUCUACUCCGACUUGAAAGUACCUCCAAAGUGGAUGAAGCGGCCAGCGGGUGCCUCAUUUGGGUUCGGCGGCCGUUUGAUUGCAUUCAAUCGGAAAUCCCCACAAAACGUGACGAUCAGCCAAGUAAUCACUGACGCGGAACUGGUCGAACGAUCCAAUCAACUGGAGACAACUCUGCAGCAAUGCAAUUACUCGGAAUAUUGUCGGAUGAGGGCGGAUCAGAUGAAGGACCAACACGGCCGCUAUGUGUGGUACUUCCUCAAGGCGAACUUUGAGCAAAAUCCACGCUCUGAGAUGCUAAAUUUAUUAGGCUACAACCCGGAAGAUGUCGCGAACAAAUUCCAAAAAUAUUCAAAACAAACCAAAGACGAUUAUGGCGUGGACCAAAUCACUAAUGACAUGGCGGCGUUGAGUAGGCAAGCAGGUGAUAACAAUGCUCUGUUCGAUGCGAUUGCUGCUGGGAAUAAAUCCCUCUCCGAACUCUCUGAAAAGAAGACUGCCCAGUUUAAAAUCAAGACUGAUGGAGAUGAUGAAGGGCUAAUUUGCCAGGCGAUAUUAAGUGGAAAUAUUGAAGCUGCUGUAGAACUAUGCAUGGAAUCCGGACGACCAGCGGAAGCAAUUAUAAUUGCCAUAACGGGAGGGGCUGACCUUCUAACACGAACUCAAUUCAAAUAUUUAGAGAAAUCUAAUUCGUAUCUAGCAAAUAUUAUUUCAUCGUUGGUAGGACGAGAUUGGUCGAAUGUUGCACAACAAUGUACAGUUGAUUCUUGGAAGGAGGCACUUGUGGGUAUUUUAACUCAUUGUCAAGAAAAUACCAAGGAUUUAUGUGAGAAAUUGGGCGAGCGGCUUGAAAAAGAAGGUGAUAGCGAACUAUCCAGAAAUGCUAUUUUGUGUUACAUUUGUGCUGGAAAUAUCGAAAAAUUAAUACAGUCAUGGAUAAAUUUGAACAAAUUGAGUUCGGAUGUAUCGAAAAUGAGCACAAGCGAAUUGCAAGAUCUCGUGGAAAUCAUAAUGCUUAUGCAAAAAUCCGGAGAGGUUCAGGGUCGCUACAUUGAGCCUACUGGAAAAUUAGUUGACUUUUUAUCUCAAUACGCUGGGUUGUUGGCUUCACAAGGGGCUUUGGACUCAGCUUUAACCUACUUAGGGCCAUCUGAUAAUCCGGAAUUAGCGGAACUACGUGACCGUCUAUACUAUGCAUUGGGAUACAAAAAACAGGCGCAACAACAACCAUAUGCACGAGGAAGUUUGCAGCCCUCAUCACAGGCUUAUCAGUACGGCAGGCCGCCAGCACCCGGAAAUCGUUUCGGUCAAAGGAAUUCAAUCACAAAUCCAACAGCCCAACCAGCAGCACCUCUAACGAAUAACUUCAAUACCGGCUUACCAGGAGCGGUGAAUGCACCUAGCCAGCCACCAUUACAACCUUGGAAGCCUCCUGCACCUGUGUCAACCUUCAAUCCCAUGCAACCUCAAGCAGUUCCUCUGACGUCAAUGCCACCAAUGCCACCGGGACCUCUUAAGCCACCCACAAUAAACGACGGCAUAAUACAACCACCACGGCCAUCCAGUGUGGGUUCCCAAGGAUCUACACCGCUCACUCGCAGCAAAUACGUCCUGGAUCCGUCGGUUCAAUCUGGCCCCAACUACGGUCAAAAUAUGAACAUGUACAAUACUCCAGCAACUCAACCGCUCAAUGCGAACCCGCCUAAUCCAAUAAAUCCGAUGCAAUUCAAUCCAAAUCCAAUCGGUUCUUCCGCUCAGCCAUCAUAUUCCAUGCCACAAAACUUCCAACAGCCAGUGCCACCCAUUCAGAAUAACUUUAAGCCACUAACACCUAACGCGAAUCCCAUCCCAAAUCCUGGUUUCAAUAAUCCAGCAUCAUAUUUGAGUGGCGUACCGCCAAUAGAGGUAGCGCAACAGGCUAUGCCGCCUGUUCAAAAGAAUCCAACGCCACCACCAGGUUGGAAUGAUCCACCAGCUCUGCGAUCGACUCGUCAACAGGUACAGUAUAACGAUCGAAACAAAAUGUCUGCUGAGCAUGCAGGAACGAAAAAAUGGCAACGAAUCAUUAACUCUUCACAUUCGCACUCGACAACAACACAAGGCAACUUCCUUUGCCAGCCGAAAAGUGAACCAGCACCUGUAGCUCCGAUUACACAUCCAAUAUUUGGGGUAGAUCCCAAUGCAAAUCAAAAUGGAUAUGUUGAUCCGAAUAACGCAUUCAACAAUCAGUAUCAGAAUCCGGCGCAACCCACUCCUAUGCCCAUCCAGUCCAUGCAGCCACAAACGAAUUUCUCCCAACCACAGCAAAUGAACUUCCGACAACAGGCUAUUCCGGACGCAUACGCCGCUCAAGCACAAGAAGCUCAGAUGCCCGUGAAACAAGAAGUUCCGAAAGAGAAGCCUCCACUUCCAGAGGAAUACAUUUACAUGCAAACCGUACUGGAGGAGCUGAAGACUCAGUGCAUAAAUGCUGCAACAGAUCCGCGCACGAAGCGAAAAGUGGCAGAUAUAGCCAAAAAACUGGAAUGUUUAUACGACGCUCUACGUGAGAAUCGAUUAACGCCUAAUACAUUGUCGGCAUUGAACCAAAUAGUGCAAUACGUUCAAAUUGGUGACUAUCACAAUGCAAUGGGAAUCCUGACUGUUAUCGUUUCCGGUCCUGAUUUCUCGCAAACCGCCAGCUUUAUGCCUGGAAUUAAAGUCCUAUUGCAAUCUGCUAACGAAUUGAAAGUUUACUUAAGAUAGAAUUUAAAUAAUUUGAAAAACAUAAAUUAUCAUGAGGUAGAGCUAAAUAUUGGAGAAGUAUGUGCGGUCAAUUAGGUUUAAAACGGAAAAAAAGGAACAUAGAAAGGAGAAACUUAGUAAAUCGCUUAUCACAUUCUAUUGUUUUGUUAAAGUUUCGACAUUUUAUAUCAUUUGCGCUGUAUAUGCAGACAAUGCGUUUAGUCCUAAAAACUUAUAUAAAAUAAGGAGAUUUUCGACUCGGUUCGUGUCCAUCCUACGGUCGCAUUUUUAUCAUUUGUAUUUUAUCUUCUUGUCGUGAGAGAAGAGAAAAUUAUAUAUAAAUAUAUACUUUGUUAAUUCUAACAAUAAAAAA
Messenger RNA from Hermetia illucens (black soldier fly), 4475 nucleotides. RefSeq names its product protein transport protein Sec31A (gene Sec31). The transcript is spliced from 15 exons. Bases 275 to 4123 code for a protein of 1282 amino acids. Gene Ontology annotation, molecular function: structural molecule activity; protein binding. Lineage: Eukaryota; Metazoa; Arthropoda; Insecta; Diptera; Stratiomyidae. Gene Ontology annotation, biological process: endoplasmic reticulum organization; intracellular protein transport; endoplasmic reticulum to Golgi vesicle-mediated transport. Gene Ontology annotation, cellular component: COPII vesicle coat; endoplasmic reticulum exit site. The record is from RefSeq and is a predicted model, not a curated record.